UGUCCUUGGGGAAGAUGGAAGGGGAGAAGCGGCCGGCGCCCUACGAGGGCCUGUUUGCGGACGGGCACCUGGUCCUGUGGACGCUGUGCUCGGUGCUGCUGCCCGUGUUCAUCACCUUCUGGUGCAGCCUCCAGCGGUCGCGCCGGCAGCUGCACCGCAGGGACAUCUUCCGCAAGAGCAAGCAUGGGUGGCGCGACACGGACCUGUUCAGCCAUCCCACCUACUGCUGCGUGUGCGCGCAGCACAUCCUGCAGGGCGCCUUCUGCGACUGCUGCGGGCUGCGCGUGGACGAGGGCUGCCUCAAGAAGGCCGACAAGCGCUUCCACUGCAAGGAGAUCAUGCUCAAGAAUGACAGCAAGGCCCUGGACGCCAUGCACCACCACUGGAUCCGGGGCAACGUGCCCCUGUGCAGUUACUGUGUGGUUUGCAAGCAGCAAUGCGGCAGUCAACCCAAGCUCUGCGAUUACAGGUGCAUUUGGUGUCAGAAAACAGUACAUGAUGAGUGUAUGAAAAAUAGCUUAAAGAAUGAACAGUGUGAUUUUGGAGAAUUCAAAAACCUCAUCAUUCCACCAAGUUAUUUAACCUCCAUUAAUCAGAUGCGUAAAGACAAAAAAACAGAUUAUGCAAUGCUAGCAUCUAAGCUUGGAAAGCAGUGGACUCCAUUAAUAAUCCUGGCCAACUCUCGUAGUGGAACUAAUAUGGGAGAAGGACUGCUGGGAGAAUUCAGGAUCCUCCUAAAUCCCGUACAGGUUUUUGAUGUUACUAAAACCCCCCCUGUCAAAGCCCUGCAACUUUGUACUCUUCUUCCCUAUUACUCAGCUCGAGUCCUUGUUUGUGGAGGGGAUGGGACUGUGGGCUGGGUCCUGGAUGCAGUUGAUGAAAUGAAGAUUAAGGGACAAGAGAAAUACAUUCCACAAGUUGCAGUCUUGCCUCUGGGAACAGGCAACGAUCUAUCUAAUACCUUGGGUUGGGGUACAGGCUAUGCGGGAGAAAUCCCAGUUGCACAAGUCUUAAGAAACGUGAUGGAAGCAGAUGGAGUUAAACUAGAUAGAUGGAAAGUUCAAGUAACAAAUAAAGGAUACUACAACUUAAGAAAACUCAAGGAAUUCACAAUGAACAACUAUUUUUCUGUUGGACCUGAUGCUCUUAUGGCCCUCAAUUUUCAUGCUCAUCGUGAGAAGGCACCAUCUCUGUUUUCUAGCAGAAUUCUUAAUAAGGCUGUUUACUUAUUUUAUGGAACCAAAGAUUGUUUAGUGCAAGAAUGUAAAGAUUUGAAUAAAAAAAUUGAGCUAGAGCUGGAUGGUGAGCGAGUAGAACUGCCGAAUUUGGAAGGUAUUAUCGUUCUGAACAUUGGCUACUGGGGCGGUGGCUGCAGACUGUGGGAAGGGAUGGGAGAUGAGACUUACCCUCUAGCCAGGCAUGAUGAUGGUUUACUGGAAGUUGUUGGAGUAUAUGGGUCUUUCCACUGUGCUCAGAUUCAAGUGAAGCUGGCAAAUCCUUUUCGAAUAGGACAAGCACAUACAGUGCGGCUGAUCUUGAAGUGCUCGAUGAUGCCGAUGCAGGUAGAUGGGGAGCCAUGGGCCCAGGGGCCCUGCACUGUCACCAUAACCCACAAGACACACGCGCUGAUGUUAUAUUUCUCUGGAGAACAAACAGAUGACGACAUCUCUAGUACUUCAGAUCCAGAGGACACAAAGGAAACUGAGGGGAGUGGCCAAAAAAAGAAAAGAAAAGAAAAAGAAGUUACAGGUUUAAAGCUGGAUGGUUCACCAACUUCUCUUUUGAUUAAAAGACAGUGUCAACAAUUCAAAAAAAUGUACUAA
Lipotes vexillifer (Yangtze River dolphin) is the source of this 1823-nucleotide messenger RNA. It is a transcript of the gene DGKE, whose product is annotated as diacylglycerol kinase epsilon. NCBI's taxonomy places the organism in Eukaryota, Metazoa, Chordata, Mammalia, Artiodactyla, Lipotidae. Gene Ontology annotation, molecular function: ATP-dependent diacylglycerol kinase activity. Gene Ontology annotation, biological process: phospholipase C-activating G protein-coupled receptor signaling pathway. Gene Ontology annotation, cellular component: membrane. The record is from RefSeq and is a predicted model, not a curated record.